Messenger RNA from Mycena citricolor, 2990 nucleotides. The record is from the annotation of a GenBank genome assembly. NCBI's taxonomy places the organism in Eukaryota, Fungi, Basidiomycota, Agaricomycetes, Agaricales, Mycenaceae.
CGAAAUUGAGCUACGUUCCUGCUCACAUCGAUCGCCCUUGUUCUCGGCUUGUUUGCCGUCCCCGCCCUGAACAGGCCGAGCCCCUGUUGUCAGCUUAAGACCCUCUGUGUCAUUUCGCCGCUUUUCAUGCUCGAUAACUUCAUAACUCCUUGCAACUCCGAUAUCUGCAGUCGACGAUCGCAGAUAUCAUACACUUGGCAAACGUUUUUCCUGGCGGCUUGAAAUUCAAAAACGGAGAUAUAUAUUCAACAGUAGGAGAUAUGCUCGUCUACAAACCACUAUCUCCAUCGCACCUCCACUAGACCGAGGGACACUUGAAUGCGACAUGGCCUCUUGGAAGGAAGGGAAAGGAGACGAGGUCCACAGGCCCAGUUGGUUCAAUGACGCGGGUGAAUCCCCAGUCUCAGCUCUCGUGACUCUUGCCGGAUCCCUCGUAUCUUCUUCGUCCCUGCCUUCGGCUCCUAGACAUCCGGAUCCUCGCGCCUCGCUGUCAGAGAUGUGUCUGGAGGACGUUAAUCCUCUCACAACGAAGAUCGACAAGCUCGGUACACUGGAGAUGUGCAGAGCCAUCAAUGCACAAGACGCCAUGAUAGCCUCAGCGGUGGAGGUGGUAACUCCUGUGAUUGCAAACGUGAUCGAUCGUAUAGUGGAGCGGUUGCUGGAGGGUGGACGUUUGUUGUAUAUGGGAGCUGGGACCAGCGGAAGUCCCGCAGAAUCGGUGUCAUGGACUUGGCAGACCUUCCAACUUCGUACGACAGAGACCCGAUGCAGUACAUCGCUCUUUCGGCUGGCGGCGAUGGCGCACUUCGGACACCCCGCCCGUCAGUUGAAGAUUCACGUGCUGCUGGUGCUGCCGACCUUGGCUCCCUGUUACCUAGCCGAGCGGACGUCCGACGCUCUCGUUGGAAUUAGCGCAUCCGGCGGUACACCCUAUGUUCUCGGGGCACUUCAGAGUGCUCGGGCGUAUGGCCUACUCACUGUCGGGUUAGUUUGCUCUCCUUUCACCUUGCUUCAUCAUGAAGGCCACUGCGACUAUGUGAUCAAUCCUGUGGUCGGGCCUGAAGUCAUCGCUGGUAGCACUCGCAUGAAGGCUGGGACGGCGACAAAAAUGGUUCUCAAUAUGAUAUCCACUGGAAUACAAAUCAAGCUCGGCAACACUUACGGGAACCUGAUGGUCAAUGUCCAGCCGCACAAUAUCAAAACGAUGGCGAGAGCCCGAGUAAUCGUGCGCACGAUCGCUGGCAGUCGCGUCGAUGCGUUCUCAGACGCAGAUCUUGAUAACGUCCUUGCUCGAUGCGGAGGCUCCGUCAAGCUGACUGCCGUCGCAGUUGCUUCUGGCUGGGAUCUUCCGUAUUGUAUGGAGGUUCUGAAGAAUCACCACGGAUCUUUGGCGGAGCUUCUCCAAGAUCUCCGAUUCAAGAGCCAGUUGAUGAGUGUUCUCCACUAGACUUGCUCGCUUUGCAUUUGCUCUCGAUGUGUUUUCCUUCGUUUUCCUGUCGAUCUAAUUAAGUAUUCAAUAAAUCCAAUGUUUCCGCAGCACAGGCCCCAUGCUCCAAUUUAUGAACCCUUUUCUCCAGUUCUUGCAUUUCUCGGAACUCUUUCCCAACAAUCCUUCCCCGACCCGUAAAGAAUAUUCUUGAAGUGGAGACAUCCAGGGCAUAUAACGACUGCCCGAGUGCUCCUCGACAUACGUUGUGUACAAGCCUGGACUAGUCCGUUCGUCGUCUGUGAAUACUUGCAUACUGCUUCCAUGAAUGAUUCCGAUUGUUGUGAUCAGGACUGGUAUGAUGACGUCAAUUGCUCUGUCCUGGCUGUCCAUCUCAUGAACUUGAAACCUCGUUUCCUCCGGUUACCUCUGACAUGCACCCGACGAAGCCCUUCUUCUCCCAAUUCAUUCCUAAGGCGACAUUUAUCAUCCCAAUCUGUCCCAAAUUCCUCCACUCGCUUAAAUCAUAACACCUGGAUCGGGGCCCUCGGUGUCAUCGGCGUUGCUUCACUAUCAUACGCCUGUUAUGACUACUAUGAUAAUUGGCGCAACCUCUUUCCCCCCGAAGUCCGCGCGGAUCUUAAGCGUGGAAUUGCGGCUCAGCAUGCAGGAGACAGAGAAGGGAGCGUGUAUUUCAAAAGAUUAGCGUGGGAGGCCGCCCAACGAAUUCCGAUCGAAUCCUUCAAGUCUGAGCCGUACUUGAAGCUAACAGGCAUAGCUGUGGACCUCGCGGGCGAACUGGAGGAGAAUGGAGACAAAAAACAUGCGUUUGAGCUGCUAUCAGAAGCUCUAGGUGUGCUCAGAGCUCCUGAUGUGACCUUGUCUGGGCCAGAAAGGCUGCGGGCUGUAUCAGUCGCGGUCAAAAUGGCGUCCCUCGGCGGAGACCCGACUGUGUCUUGGUCAGUCGAGGAGGAGGAGGCCCUGCGUGUGUGGACAGUGGAGGGAAUCUUGAAACUUGUUCAGGAAACAUGCUUUGCUGAAGGGCAAACGAUUGACUUCGCGAAAGUACAAUUCCCGCCGUGGAUGACUAGAACAGAUAUCGCUGUCCCACUACUAGAAUUGGGGGCCUUUUACGGCAAGUCGGGAAAAAUGGAAUAUGCAAUGCCAUUAUACGUGCAAACCAUCACUCUCUUGGUAUCCGGAAACUCUUCGCCGGAAGAAAUGUGUCAAGGAGCCGAUCUGAUGAACACUCUUUCUGAACUGGUCAACCCAGCAUCUUCGCCUCAGCGCCGUCAAUAUGCUGAAAGCUGGGCCAAAAACGCUCUUGCGACGAUACAAGCCGCAAGGAAGCGCUCCACGGAAUCAAUUCCGACUUGCGAACUCGCCUUGGCUGUCGCGUUGUUCAAUUCUGGCAUGUUGCGAGAGCUCGAUGGCGAUGCAAAGCAAGCGACCUCUUACUAUCGCUCUGCGAUUGACCAGUCAAGGAAGAUUGGACUUGAGGAGGGUGUUGCGGUUGCCCAGGAAGCGAUCACUCGUCUGGACGUUACCCAACAGAGCUGAAAGC